Molecule: messenger RNA, 2331 nt
Organism: Linum trigynum
Lineage: Eukaryota; Viridiplantae; Streptophyta; Magnoliopsida; Malpighiales; Linaceae
Source: the annotation of a GenBank genome assembly
AGAAGUCAGAUCCCCAAUUUUUUCCAUCUUCUAUCCUCAAUCUAGGGUUUCUGAAUCCAUUUAAUUUAUUCACUAUGGUCUCUGUUUGUUGUCGGGGAUGGAUCCCAAUCUCCUUCCGCCGAGCUCCGGCUCCGACAAGUCGGUCGAGCUAAGUUGCUCUGAUUCGCUUCCUCCAUCCGGCUCCUCCUCCACCGAUGAAUCUGAUCCUAAGCGACAGAAGGUUGAAGAGGACGUGAAGGUUGACAGCAACAUGGAAGAGGAAAACGAUGACGAGGAAGAUAGCAGUGGUGAAAUUGAAGACGACGAUGACGAUGACGAUGAUGAUGAUGAUGCGAUGGAGGUCCAGCAAUGGAUUCCUAAGGUACGAACCCUCAUCAAGCGCAUUCCGGAAGACGAUGAAGGCUUGCAACGCUACAUCAGGAAGAUCAAAGAGAGCGAGGGUUUCGAUUUGGACGAAAACCCCCUUCUGGAGUACCAAAUGUUUGCUUGUGCAAUUUACAAGGUCGACUUCAGUAGUGCUAAACACGCCCAUCACGUCGACAACAUUGACCGCUGUCUCAAUCAUGUAGUCGAUGAACAGAAGAAACAAGGCAAUCAGCUGGAAAGCGUCCGCAUUCAGAAGGUCAAUUACAGCAUGGACAUUGGUUAUAACUAUUACAUUACAUUUGAGGCGAAGAAGAAGUUAUCAUUGGACGAGGAGGAAGACAAAGUGUAUCAAGCCAAGGUGCAUCACAGUAUCUGGAAGGACAUUAACAUUCGUGUUUUCCGGGAGAAGCAGGAGCAGCAGCAACAACCACUUAUUAAGGUCUAAUCACGAGCUAGCGUGGACCAUAUGGAUUAGUUGAAAUUCCUUCUAGAAAGAUGUGUGAUGAUGAAUGGUGUUGCUCUGAUGGCCUUUGCACGGCAUUUUCUGGCUACCCAAGCUCUCGUUGAGUUUAUAGAACCGGUAGCUGAAUGUUCUAAUGUGUUAGUAACUAUAUCCUGGAUGUGACUUGUUAUCUUAUGGAUGGUAUUAUCAUGUAAUUCUGUGGUUUUAGUUUUGUAGUCUCAGAUAUGCUAAUGUGGUAGUAACUCUCCAAUGGAUUUCGUGUUAUAGACUGAUGGGUUCAAUUUACUGCAUGCUGAGCUCAGUUACUGCAUGCACCACAUGUUGAUCAACUUGUUGGAUGCCUUGAACGUGCUGGAUGAGUGGAUGUGGGAUUAGGCUGCGAAUGGGACGUGUUGCUUACCAGUGGCGUGAUGUUUGAGUUUGAACUCAGCCUUGUUUAACUUGUGAAGCUCUUGAGUUAGCUCACUAGUUGAGUUCAACUCUUGAGCUAGCUCGUUUUGAACUAAUGGAUUGGCUCGACAGGGUGGCUACUGGCUAGCAAUCGAGCUCAACUUAUAAGCAUAUCAAUCAGUAGCUUAUGAGUUGGAUUGUUGAUAAUUCAUAGAUUUGUUAGAUUCACGUAUCAUAUCCUAUAAUGAUGUUUAAGAUUUUUGAAUACAUGAACAAAUGUAUCUCAUUCUAAUUUAAAAGAAAAAUUAUGCACCAUAUAUAGAUUGAUUAUAUAUGGAAUACUCAGCUCAUUUGUAACCCUAUCUGUGAAAAUCUUGGGCAUGGUUUGGUUCGACGAGACAACUUUGAAUGCUCUAAAGGUUGUGCAUUCUCGAGUUCAACACUCGAGACAUAUCAACCUUAUUUUCGUAACAAGUCAUUUUGACUUAUAGUGUCAUCGAUAUGAAGGAAAGCACGGGUGAAGUUAGGGUUGAGAAACAAUUCAAUUCGUGUUUUGAGUCCAUUUGUUUCCAGCAAUGGAAACCAUACCAGAUUUUAAGCGGGUUAACCAAAACUAGAUCAAAAUCUUCCGGUUUGAUCCAUCUUAACCCAAAAACCAUAAUGACACAAAUCACCCCAAAGCAACUCCAUUAGCUUGAGUUUAAUUGAAAAAAAAAAUAGUAAAAUUAGGUCUUGGUUGACAAUCUUGAAAAAUCAACAUUAAUUAUGGUCAACCUCUUCAACAUUGAAAAUCAGCAAAAGAAAAGCUUUUUGUUGGCUGAUUUUUUUUUAGAACCAUGGAACAAAUUAAGUGUCUCAAUAUUUUAUUUAUCAAGUCUAAACAUUCCAUGAGUUAUUUUAACUUUUUUUUUUAUGAAGAAAAAGUUAUUUUAACCUACUCAAUUGUUUUGAGAGGUUACCUCAUUUUAUUCUUAAUUAGCAUUUAGCAGUAGUGCCUUUGUUUUAGUUUUACCUAUGUUAGUCAUAGAAUUCAGUGGGCGGUGUGAGAUUAUAAAUUUUGAUGCUAAUUAAGAGUUGAACAUGGAAAUGGAUAAUAAAUUGGAAUGGCAAGA